UUAUAUAUCUUUGUAUACAUGUUUUAUAUUUAUCGAAUUUCUAAAUAAUGUUUAAGGAAUUAAAUUUAAUAUUAAAAGGACGUAAUUGGAUCUUUAUUGGACUGAAGCAAUGGAAAAUGAAACACAAAAUAUUCACAAACUUCGUACUGUCACCUAUGAUGAGCCUAUAACAGUCAAAUCAAAAAAUGACACGAAAAAUAAUAAGAUAAUAUACAAUCAUAGUAAAAUAAAAGAAAACACAUCUGCACAUAAGCAAACUGAUGAAAAACAUGAAAAUUCACAUGCCGGAGAUACUUCGAAAAAUAAUUCAGUUCUCAAAUAUUUAAUGGAAUCUUUUCAGCAGCCUUCUAGCAGGUUAUUACGAAUAUCACCUUUUAAUUCAAAAAGUGAUUGCCAACUUAAUGAGAAAAGAUCAUAUUCAAAAAAAGCAAAACUAAGACGACAUCGAAAAGGACCCCGUGAGAAUAACGUGGAUGUUCUCUUUAUGUCAAAAAAUUGGAAAUCUAAGCGCGAGCGUAACAAAAAGCCAUCAGAUCAUUGCAACAAAGAUCUCAAUAUUAAACAGUCAAAGUCCUCAAAUGAUCUAUAUACUCUAAAAAGGCCAUGUAGUACAAAGGUAUUUUGGACUAAGCAGGUAACCUGCAGAAAAAAAAAUAAUUUUGUAAGAAAUAGUCAACUAUGUCAUCAUAAGGAAGAAAAUAAUGAUAGCAAACCAUGCGUGCGUCUUUCAUUAAAAGACAGUAUAGAGAAGAAGAAUGCCCUUGCAUCAUUUCAUUGUGUUCUUUUAAAUUUUCCAAACAUGCAAAAUAAUAGAAGUGAAUCUAAAAAUAAUGAGUUGUAUAAAAAAUCCCUCAUUAAAUUACAGCCUAGUUUGUGUAGAUUAAAUAAUGUUUCUGACAAAUGCGAUUCCAUCUAUCGGCCACUCGAAGAUCAGCAAAAACCUCGCAGUCCUUGUUGCAGUCCUUCUCGGAGUUCUUGUAAACCAUACCGCAGUCUACCUCGAAGUCCACGGCAAAGCCCACCUCACAGUCCACCUUGCGGACCAUCUCCUCACAUCAGCAAAACAGACUUGGGCACACGCCACCCACUUAGUUUGCUAUCAAAACCCAAACUCUUCCAGACAAAGGAACGACCUUCGAAGGAAACGGCCAUAAAAUUUUUAAAAUACAUUAUUUUAGCCUGUAUAUUAAUAAUCUGGAGCCCCUGUAUAAUUUUACUUGGAAUAUGUUGGCUAGUAACAUAUCCUUUAAGGCCACAGGAAUUAAUUGAAAUAAAUGAAAAGUUGAAUAAAAAAAGUGAUGAGUCAAUUUUUGCUGUGAUGUACAAAUACGCUGAAAUGACAACUAAAACAAUCACAACUCUUUGGAACAAUUUUUUUGAUAAUAGAGUCGAUGAUGAAAAAAAAUUUUCAGGUUCUAAAUCUCCCAGCAGUUUCAAACAUCCUCCAAAAAAAAAUCUUAAUCAAAAUAAGAGAUAUACUUUGCUAUACCAUUCUAACAAAGGUUGGGUUAUUAAGUCCACAAGCAAAUCACAAUAUGAAAACAACAAGAAAAUAUAUGAACUCACACCGGAAAAUAGUGAAAAAUUAAUAAAUCGCCGAAAGUGUACUAGAAGGAGAGAAAACGUUUAUAAUAUAGAAAACAAAACUUGUAAUGAAGUGAAAACUCAAGUCAAGCAACUAUCUUUAGAACCUAUUUGUCCUAAUAAGCAUGAUAAAAGUGCUCUAGCUUAUAUUCCUAAAAUAAAAGAAAAUAUUAAACCUAAACUUCCAGAUAUAAACGGAAUAAACAAAGGAUCCCCAAAAUCUCAGCAGCCACGAAACAAACAAACGUAUCGUGUUGUGCCUAGCAAAACAAAAUAUCGAUAUUGUAAAAGAAGACAAUGCACCAAAGCUACAAAUACAUUAUCAAAAUUUAAGCCAUUGCAGUAUGUCAAAAAGUUUUGGAAGCGUGUAUGUGAUGACGAAAAGCUAUGGGAGUUUGAAAAAUGCAUUUUAUAUAAAAAUACACUAAGAGCAACACAAUACUCAUUUCUGCAUGAUCGAUAUCCGGGUUUUUAUCCAUAUUUCUUAUCAGCCAUGAAAUGUACGAUGAGUUCCCUACAUUUGUUUCUAUACAUGUUGAGUUGUUGCAUUUGGUUCCCCAUAUUCGCAUGUUCGUAUAUAUGUUGUUUAAUUUGUUGUAGAUGCCUCUAA
Leptidea sinapis is the source of this 2194-nucleotide messenger RNA. RefSeq lists its product as uncharacterized. The record is from RefSeq and is a predicted model, not a curated record. The coding region runs from base 110 to 2194 and encodes 694 amino acids. NCBI's taxonomy places the organism in Eukaryota, Metazoa, Arthropoda, Insecta, Lepidoptera, Pieridae. The transcript has 2 exons.